CCUUUUCGGACGCAGCUCGCAGUGCAUGGUGACCCUCGGCAACGCGGUCGCGGGGGCCGUCGGGAUCGCCGGCGGCUUCUCGCUCGCGCUCGGCGGAUGGUCGUCCAUGUCCCUUGGGGCGCGGUCGCUCUUCGUCUCUGUGCAGAUCCUCUCGUGCUUUGCCAUGGGCUUUGUCACGACCUACACGUGCAUGGACAACCUCGGUGGCCAAGGCGAUGCGACCAAGAUUGGGAUCGCGGCCGGCGUCGGCGGCGCGCUGGCGAUCCUCGUGUCGCUCGCCACGUCCGUGGGCCCGCUCUUCCUCAUUGCGCUCACGGGUGCGAUCAUUGCGCCGUGGCUGCUCAUCCUCGACAGCGGUGCCGGCAACGUCUUUACGUCGCAGCCGUCGUUCGCGCUCCAGGAGUUUGAGAUCGCGUUCAUCAUCGUCUUCUUCCUCCUCUUCGUGUCCCACUCGAAGAGCCCGGAGGUAGAGAACCACCGGUUCAAGUACCUCCUCAUGAGCGGCCUUCUCGGGGGCUGGCUCUUCUCGGACGCGCUCUUCCGCCUCGCGUUUCCCAACCAAACGCCGCUCUCGAACCUGCUCUUCGGCGUCCUCGGCCUCGGUGGCCAGCCGCUCUUUGGGUCGCUCUCGGCGGACAACAAGACGAUCAUGCUCGUCGUGUGGGGCGGCGUCUCGCUUGUCGGCAUGGUCAACCAGCUCAGCAUGCGCUGGGGCCUCUUCUGCUACAACAAGGCCGGCGCGCACCUUCCGAUGAACGGUGUGCUCCAAGAAGACCUCCCCGAGCUUCCUCCAGGCGCGGCAGCCGGAGCGCCGCAUUUGAACGAACGCAACCGACUCGUGUGUGAAAAUUGCUUUGCAACCGUCCCACAAGGCACGGCGUUCUGCACCGAGUGCGGUGAGGCCAUGCAGCUCAACGACGACGGCACGCAGCACAUCUCGAUCUCGCUCGCCAACAAACCCUCGAUCGCCAUGGGCGCCGACGGCACGACGCCAGCCUCGUGGAUGGAAGUGCCCAACCGCGCGUACCUCUCGACGACAUCCUUCAUCGACCCCAAGAAGAUGACGGAGAAGAACGCCGAGGCGCGGUCGAUCCGCUUCAUGGACGCGGGCGACGGCAAGCAGAAGCAAGGCGGCCCGAACUUUUACGAGCCGUCGUUCCGGUCGUUCGCCAUGAGCACGGUCUCGCUGGCGGGGCGCGCGGCCGAGCCCGUCGAGACGCCCAACAUCCGCAAGUACAAGAUGUCGGGCGGAGGCUUCUUCCACGUCGCGUACUUUCUCUCGGCGAUCACGGGCAUCGUGUGGCUUGCGUUCCUCAUCACGUUCUACCCGAGAGAGAGUCCAUGCAGCAACUCGAUGCCGCACCUCGACUGCUCGACGAUCGAAGCCAGCGUCGUCAAGGCCAACGGGUGCUACCCGAGUACGAACCCGCAGAGCAAGAACGUGCUCACGGACCAAGCCUACUGCAUCAAGGACACGCCCGGUGGUGUCUGGUUCUGCUACUGCCUCUUCAUCUUUUCCGAGUACCUCAACUUCUUCCUCGGCCUCCUCUUCAACUUCUCCAUGUGGCGCCCCGUGCGCCGCGGUGCGCGGUACCUCAACGACUUCAAGCCCGCGCUGCCAAAGGAGCAGUGGCCGAGCGUCGACGUCUUUUUGUGCCACUACUCGGAGCCCGUCGUGGACUCGAUGCAAACGCUCAAGAACUGCCUCGCGAUGCAGUACCCGCCCGAGCUCCUCCACGUCUGGCUCUGCGACGACGGGUACACCAAGUCGGUCUGGGACGCUAACAACCACUUUAAAGUGACGGUCAACACCAAGAACAUUGCCAACUGCGGCGAUUUGCGCGGCGACGUCGCGCGCAUGAUGCACGAGCGUGUCGUUGGCCCGGUCACGAGCGACGAGCAGCUCAAGGCGUGGCGCCGCCAGCACUCGUCGGUGCGCGAGUUGCGCAAGGAAGGCAACAAGGGCAUCCAGCGCCGCGACUGCGCGGUCGGCUCGUUGAGCGACGACUACGACUACCGCGACCGCGGCAUUCCCCGCGUCACCUUUGUCGGUCGCAUGAAGCCGGAGGAGCACCACGCCAAGGCCGGUAACAUCAACAACAUCCUCUUCAACGAAGGCGCUGACGGCAAGUACAUCCUCAUCCUCGAUAACGACAUGAAGCCGCACCCCAAGUUCCUCCUCGCGGUCCUCCCGUUCUUUUUCUCGGAAGGCGAGGCGGUGGACGGCACGGGCCGCCAGUACUCGGACGACAUCUCGUGGAACCAAGUCGCGUACGUGCAGACGCCGCAGUACUUCGAGGACUCGCCGCAGAUCACUGAGAUGGGCGACCCGUGCGGCCACAAGAACACGAUUUUCUUCGACGCGGUGCAGUGCGGUCGCGACGGUUUUGACUCGGCCGCUUUCGCCGGUACCAACGCCGUCUUCCGUCGCCAAGCGUUCGACUCGAUCGGCGGUAUCCAGUACGGUACCCAGACCGAAGACGCGUUCACGGGCAACAUUUUGCACACGGCGGGCUGGGACUCGGUCUACUUCCGCAAGGAUUUCGAAGGCGACGCGAAAGACCGCAUCCGUCUCUGCGAAGGUGCGAUCCCAGAGACUGUCGCUGCGUCGCUCGGCCAGCGCAAGCGCUGGGCCAUGGGUGCCGUCCAGAUUUUGCUUAUGAAAGGGGACUCCGAGGUCGACCCGGACUGGCGCCCGCCCCGCGUGCCGGCGCCGGACCCGAAGCCGAGCCUCAACUUUCCGCGCAAGAUGUUCUUCUACGACUCGGUCUUUUACCCGUUCGGGUCGAUUCCCGCGCUCUGCUACGUGACGAUUGCGAUCUACUACUUGGUGACGGGCGACGCGCCGAUUUACACGCAAGGCAACCUGCUUCUCUACACGUUCCUCCCCGUAAUGCUCGCGCGCUGGAUGCUCAACUUGCUCGCCAACCGCAGCGUCGACUCGAACGACGUGUGGCGUGCGCAGCAGACGUGGUUUUCCUACUCGUUCAUUACGAUGCUCGCGAUCCUGGAGGCGGUCCGCUGGCGCCUCACGGGCGUCAUCUCGGCCUGGGCCAACACGGGUGCCGGUCAGAAGACGUCGUGGACCGAGAUUCCCAACGUCAUGAUGUACUUUACGCUCAUCGUGGCCGAGGUCGUCGCGCUCAUUCGCUUCUUCCAGUACGAGAACGCAACGAGUCCGUGGAACUACAUCUCGGCCAUGUUCUUCGGCUUCUGGGUCAUGUCCAACUUGUACCCGAUGGUCAAGAUGAGCAUCUCCGAGUACGCGGGCUGGGACCACACGUCGGCGACGUUCACGGCCAACAUCUUUGGCUCGCUCCUCCUCAUCGGCGUCGUUGUCUUUGUGCAGUACUGGCAAAUGUACUUUGAGGUCAACUUGAUGACGGCCAACGGCCAAUCAGCGACGAGCGGGUAGAGGGAUCGCUUCCUUUUGCAUACAACACGACAAUCACAGAUCAAUAUACACCAACUAUAUUCGUCCCCU
Saprolegnia parasitica CBS 223.65 is the source of this 3484-nucleotide messenger RNA. RefSeq lists its product as hypothetical. Gene Ontology annotation, cellular component: membrane. NCBI's taxonomy places the organism in Eukaryota, Oomycota, Saprolegniomycetes, Saprolegniales, Saprolegniaceae. The transcript has 3 exons. Gene Ontology annotation, molecular function: cellulose synthase (UDP-forming) activity. Bases 26 to 3415 code for a protein of 1129 amino acids. Gene Ontology annotation, biological process: cellulose biosynthetic process. The record is from RefSeq and is a predicted model, not a curated record.